GCGCGCCCGUGCAAUGCUCCGGGGGUGCAACGGGGCCGGGGGGCCCGAGCGGGACUUGCAGCAAUCCAGGGGGCCAGCACCGGGGGCGGAUGAGGGGACGAGGGGGUGGGAGGUGGGGGGAGUGGGCACGGAGGCGCGCAUGCAGCCGCCGGCGGCCCCUGGGUGGGCGGCGAGCGCCGGGGCCCCCGGAGCUCGCGCGAGGGGCACGAGGGGCCGUCCACCGGGCUGGGGGGCAGCGGGCGCUGGAGGGGUUGGUGCCCGGGGUCCCCGCGGCCUGGGGGACAAAGGGGGAGCGGCGCGUGCAGCCGGGAGGAGGGGGCGGGGCCGGGGCGCGGAGGCCCCGCCCCCUCCCCCUCCUCUCCUCUCGGCCCCAGAGAUGCGGGGUCUGCCGAGAGGGCGGGGGUUGAUGCGGGCCCGGGGGAGGGGGCGUGCAGCCCCUCCGGGCAGUCGAGGCCGAGGAAGGGGGGGUCCCCACCGAGGAAGAGGUAGGCCCCGGAGCCUACUGUCUCUUCCCAGGGCCCAGGCGUCCUGGGCCCCCCAACUCCCAGCCGGGCUGACUAGCCCACCGGUUCCUUGUCUCCCCUCUCAGGGGGAGGCCCCCGCUGAGAUGGGGGCGCUGCUGCUGGAGAAGGAGCCCCGGGGAGCCGCGGAGAGAGUUCAUGGCUCUUUGGGGGACCCCCCUCACGGUGAGGAGACCCUGCCCAAGGCCACCCCAGACUCCUUGGAGCCUGUUGGCCCCUCAUCUCCGGCCUCAGUCACUGUUACCGUCGGCGACGAAGGGGCUGACACCCCCGUGGGAGCGACGCCGCUCAUUGGGGACGAGCCGGAGAAUCUGGAGGGAGAUGGGGGCCGAAUCCUGUUGGGCCAUGCCACAAAGUCAUUCCCCUCUUCUCCCAGCAAGGGGGGUACUUGUCCCAGCCGGGCCAAAAUGUCAAUGACAGGAGCCGGAAAGUCGCCUCCUUCGGUCCAGAGUUUAGCUAUGAGGCUGCUGAGCCUGCCGGGGUCCCAGGGAACUGCAGCGGGGCCUGAACCUCCACCUCCUCCUCCACCACCUCCACCAGCUACCACCAACCCCGAGGGGCAGCCCAAGGUUCACCGAGCCAGGAAAACCAUGGCCAAACCAGGAAAUGGGCAGCCCCCAGUCCCUGAGAAGCGGCCCCCAGAAGUGCAGCAUUUCCGCAUGAGCGAUGACGUGCAUUCCCUGGGGAAGGUGACUUCAGAGGUGGCCAAAAGGAGGAAGCUGAGCUCUGCAGGUGGCCUGUCAGAGGAGUUGAAUUCUGCACGGGGUUCCGGAGAAGUGUCCCUGGACAAGGGGCACCCCAGGUCCCUGGAGGAGUGGGAAACAGUGGUAGGCGAUGACUUCAGUCUCUACUACGACUCCUACUCUGUGGACGAGCGCGUGGAUUCUGACAGUAAGUCUGAAGUUGAAGCUCUGGCUGAGCAACUGAGUGAAGAGGAGGAGGAGGAGGAAGAGGAAGAGGAGGAAGAAGAGGAGGAGGAGGAGGAAGAAGAGGAAGAGGAGGAAGAUGAGGAGUCAGGCAAUCAGUCAGAUAGAAGUGGCUCUAGUGGCAGGCGCAAGGCCAAGAAGAAAUGGCGGAAGGACAGCCCAUGGGUGAAGCCCUCUCGGAAACGUCGGAAGCGGGAGCCUCCUCGAGCCAAGGAGCUGCGAGGAGUGAAUGGUGUGGGCUCCUCAGGCCCCAGUGAGUACAUGGAAGUCCCUCUGGGGUCCCUGGAGCUGCCCAGCGAGGGGACCCUCUCCCCCAACCACGCUGGGGUGUCUAAUGACACGUCUUCGCUGGAGACGGAGCGCGGCUUUGAGGAGCUGCCCCUCUGCAGCUGCCGCAUGGAGGCGCCCAAGAUCGACCGGAUCAGCGAGCGGGCAGGGCACAAGUGCAUGGCCACCGAGAGUGUAGACGGAGAGCUGUCGGGCUGCAAUGCCGCCAUCCUCAAACGGGAAACCAUGCGGCCCUCCAGCCGUGUGGCCCUGAUGGUGCUCUGUGAGACCCACCGUGCCCGCAUGGUCAAACACCACUGCUGCCCAGGCUGUGGCUACUUCUGCACAGCAGGUACCUUUCUGGAAUGUCACCCAGACUUCCGGGUGGCCCACCGCUUCCACAAGGCUUGUGUGUCCCAGCUCAAUGGGAUGGUCUUCUGUCCACACUGUGGAGAAGACGCUUCAGAUGCCCAGGAGGUGACCAUCCCACGGGGUGAUGGGGGAACCCCCCCAGCUGGAAUGGUAGCCCCCGCACCCCCACCCCUGGCACAGGACGCCCCAGGGAGAGCAGAUACUUCGCAGCCCAGCGCUCGGAUGAGAGGGCAUGGAGAGCCCCGACGCCCACCCUGUGACCCCCUGGCUGACACCAUCGACAGCUCAGGCCCUUCUCUCACCUUGCCCAAUGGGGGCUGUCUCUCGGCUGUGGGACUGCCCCCUGGGCCAGGUCGGGAGGCCCUGGAGAAGGCCCUGGUCAUCCAGGAGUCGGAAAGCCCGCUUCCUGCCCCUCCCUCCCCCGGCAGGCGAAAGAAGCUCCGCUUCCACCCCCGGCAGCUGUACCUGUCGGUGAAGCAGGGGGAGCUGCAGAAGGUGAUCCUGAUGCUGUUGGACAACCUGGACCCCAACUUCCAGAGCGACCAGCAGAGCAAGCGCACGGCCCUGCAUGCAGCCGCCCAGAAGGGCUCUUUGGAAAUCUGCCAUGUGUUGCUGCAGGCUGGCGCCAACAUCAACGCAGUGGAUAAGCAGCAGCGGACGCCCCUGAUGGAGGCCGUGGUGAACAACCACCUGGACGUGGCACGCUACAUGGUGCAGCGCGGUGGCUGUGUCUACAGCAAGGAGGAGGAUGGUUCCACCUGCCUCCACCACGCAGCCAAAAUCGGGAACCUGGAGAUGGUCAGCCUGCUGCUGAGCACAGGACAGGUGGACGUCAAUGCCCAGGACAGCGGAGGGUGGACCCCCAUCAUCUGGGCGGCAGAGCACAAGCACAUCGAUGUGAUUCGCAUGCUUCUCACACGGGGUGCCGAUGUCACCCUCACCGACAAUGAGGAAAACAUCUGCCUGCACUGGGCCUCCUUCACGGGCAGCGCUGCCAUUGCUGAGGUCCUGUUGAAUGCUCGCUGUGACCUGCAUGCUGUCAACUACCACGGGGACACACCCCUGCACAUCGCUGCUCGGGAGAGCUACCACGACUGCGUGCUGUUGUUCUUGUCACGUGGGGCCAACCCUGAGCUGCGGAACAAAGAGGGGGACACAGCGUGGGACCUGACCCCCGAGCGCUCUGACGUGUGGUUUGCACUUCAGCUCAACCGCAAGCUGCGGCUUGGUGUGGGAAACCGGGCCAUCCGCACUGAGAAGAUCAUCUGCCGGGAUGUGGCUCGGGGCUAUGAGAACGUGCCGAUUCCCUGUGUGAAUGGUGUGGAUGGAGAGCCCUGCCCUGAGGAUUACAAGUACAUCUCAGAGAACUGUGAGACAUCCACCAUGAACAUCGACCGGAAUAUCACCCACCUGCAGCACUGCACGUGUGUGGAUGAUUGUUCCAGCUCCAACUGCCUGUGUGGCCAACUCAGCAUCCGCUGCUGGUACGACAAGGAUGGGCGGCUGCUCCAGGAAUUUAACAAGAUCGAGCCCCCCCUGAUCUUUGAGUGUAACCAGGCCUGCUCCUGCUGGAGAAACUGCAAGAACCGCGUAGUGCAGAGUGGCAUCAAGGUUCGACUGCAGCUCUACCGGACAGCCAAGAUGGGCUGGGGGGUCCGCGCCCUGCAGACAAUCCCCCAGGGGACUUUCAUUUGCGAGUACGUCGGGGAGCUGAUCUCCGACGCUGAGGCCGAUGUCAGAGAGGAUGAUUCCUACCUCUUCGACUUAGACAACAAGGAUGGAGAGGUGUACUGCAUCGAUGCUCGUUACUAUGGCAACAUCAGCCGCUUCAUCAACCACCUGUGUGAUCCCAACAUCAUCCCCGUCCGUGUCUUCAUGCUGCACCAAGACCUGCGAUUUCCACGCAUUGCCUUCUUCAGUUCCCGAGACAUUCGGACUGGGGAGGAGCUAGGGUUUGACUAUGGUGACCGCUUUUGGGACAUUAAAAGCAAAUACUUCACCUGUCAGUGUGGCUCUGAGAAGUGCAAGCACUCCGCCGAGGCCAUUGCCCUGGAGCAGAGCCGGCUUGCCCGCCUGGACCCCCACCCUGAGCUCCUGCCAGAGCUGGGCUCCCUGCCCCCGGUCAACACCUGAACAUGGACCACACCCUCCCUUCUCCGACCACGGUGGGCCACCAGCUCAGCAGCUCCCUGCUCCUCUCGCACAGCCCCCAGCCUGGGGCACUGCUACUUUGUCCACUGCCCUUUACACAUUUACACAUUCCUCGACCGGAGACCCCAGCCAGGCCCUGGAGGUCUGCAAGCCCCUCAUCGGAAGCUGGCUCCGCCCUGAGAGAGGCUCCGGGGCUGGCCACCCUCAUCCCUCAUGGUAGUUAGUUUGGUGAAUUAAGAUUGGGCCUCUGUGCCAACUGGUUUUCUUUGUUCUCAAUAAAUGUUGGGUUUGGUAA
Molecule: messenger RNA, 4532 nt
Organism: Perognathus longimembris pacificus (Pacific pocket mouse)
Lineage: Eukaryota; Metazoa; Chordata; Mammalia; Rodentia; Heteromyidae
Gene: Ehmt2
Product: euchromatic histone lysine methyltransferase 2
Exons: 27
Coding region: 14-4219 (1401 amino acids)
Cellular component (GO): nucleus
Molecular function (GO): zinc ion binding; histone methyltransferase activity; p53 binding
Source: RefSeq, a predicted model, not a curated record